AUGAAGCUCACUUUGAAGAGCCUCUUUGGGCUCGACCUGGCGAGCUGGGUCGCCCUUGUCUCCCUGUAUAAUAUACUGUCUGCAACGAUUGAGCUCUGUACGGAAGUACGUCGUGCGUGUUACGUUACGGGGACAGACACAUUGUCUACGUUCAACCUCGCCUCUUCCGUCUUCACGGUUUUCGCCGGCACUUUGGGGAUUCUUUCAACGAUAUUCUACUCCUCUAUCUUUGUAAUAUUCGUGAUAAUCGCAGUCUCGAUCACGACGCUCAUGGAUGUGGCGGAAAUUAUCACAAAUGCCACGUCAGUUCACCCUAGCACGUUGCAGUUCGUGAGCACCUCAUUGCAUCUGACAGUGACGGUUAUUGCGCUCAUUAUUCUAUUCUCCUACUAUAGAAUCCUUAGAGCAGGAGGCACCGGAAGAGAGUACCGUACUUUCCGAACCUCCAGGCGAUCCGUGCGUGUUCCCCCUUCUCCUUCGGCGCGUGUGGGAGGCGAUUCAUCGGACGAACAAAAGCUGCUGCAGGAAGCAGGGUCAACAUACGGUUCCACUCUCGGGCAGGGAAUCGGUCUGGGCCCUUAG
Besnoitia besnoiti is the source of this 582-nucleotide messenger RNA. RefSeq lists its product as uncharacterized. The transcript has a single exon. The record is from RefSeq and is a predicted model, not a curated record. The coding region runs from base 1 to 582 and encodes 193 amino acids. Lineage: Eukaryota; Apicomplexa; Conoidasida; Eucoccidiorida; Sarcocystidae.